This is a messenger RNA of Acyrthosiphon pisum (pea aphid), 1603 nucleotides long. RefSeq lists its product as uncharacterized. NCBI's taxonomy places the organism in Eukaryota, Metazoa, Arthropoda, Insecta, Hemiptera, Aphididae. The transcript is spliced from 2 exons. The coding region runs from base 395 to 874 and encodes 159 amino acids. The record is from RefSeq and is a predicted model, not a curated record.
ACUGUGAUAUUUAUACAUUUCGUGGUUGCCACAAUAGUAUAGAUAGUACCAUCUUAAAUUCUGCAAGGUACUUCAAAUGUGUUUAAUUAAAUAAUAGUUGGCAACACUGACUCCAACCUACGAAUUCUGUCCAUUGUUCAACCACGGUGUCACGAUGACUCCCGGGGCGUUCGCUAAACUAUUUGUAUUGAGCAAUAUAUUUCGUGCAUGCACUAACAACAUUACAGUAAAAUAUUCUGCGUACGAGCUGCGGGAUGUUAUUUUUUUCCAUGUUGCUGUUUGCUGUCGAAUAUUAUAGUAUUAUAAAAUAAUAGUGCAAUUUGAAUUGGUUAAUAACUAUCAUCGCGGCUUUUGAAUUUUAUAAUAUAAUAAACUGCGGACAUUGUUUUAUAUUAUGUCAUCUUCUUGUACAUCCCAUUCAGACGAGCAACAGGCUACAAUUGACGCCGAGAACGCCGUGAACCUAAAUAUUUUCGACGACGGUAGAGAUGAGUCGUGCCCGGCUGAUUUGAUGCGGGACCGUGCGGCUCGUAAAAUAAUAUUUGACAGGGGCUUCAUUGACGGCAUAAACAUGCGUUUGUCAUUUCCAUCAGAAUUGAAGUCGGUGAACGCAUCGAAUGAACCAGUGGAAGUUUUUUCCAUGGUUAAUAUCACCAAUGCCGCCAUGGUUGCAGAUGUCGCACUCAGGUCAUCGAUGAAUGCAUUGCAAGCAGCCUCGUUGGCAGUUGAUUUGUCAAAUGAGCCCGCUGAAGUCACAGCCAUCGAGGCGAUGGUGACAGUUGCGUUGGAUGCCGCGAAGACAGCUGAAGUUGCGGCCAGUGUGGCUCGGUCCAUAUCACAUAGAAGCAGACGUUCACUUGGUAUGGAUGAAUAACUAGGUAUAUCCAUGAUUGCGGACUAACACACGAUAGCACCAUAUUUUUAUUGUGCAUCAUACAAUUAUUAUAUUUCAUAUACGUAUAUAUUACUUCAGCAAGUUAAUGUAACGUUAAUUUUCAAUUUUAAAUAAAUACAACAUUUUAAAUUUUUGUUCUAACUCUAUAGGCCUAUUUGAUUAGUGAUAGUAUGAAGAGAAAGAAGCGGACAAAUGUUAGUACCUAGAUACAGCAUCUAAUAGUUCGAUUUCUUUGUGCUUUUAUACCCAUGGUUAUGAAGUUAGCCCCCCUCCCCCCACCACACCAUCAUAAAAAUUAUCCAUACUAGUGCAAAUAUUUAGGAAAUGGAUUGCGAAUAAUUGCAAAUGAAUAACUAGGUUUGAGAGGACUAACUUCAUGGAGCCCCCCCUACUUUGUCUAAUCCAUUCCAAACCAAAGUAAAUAUUUAAAAAUUCCGUUGCAAAUAAUUGUAAAUUGCUUUUUGAAUUUGGAAAUUAAUACCGUACAUUUUGUCAACCCUCCCUUUUAUCGAAACCAUUGUUUUCAUAUGUUAUACAGUGUCCGCGAAAAUUUGGUAGGCACACUUUAUAACUCACUUGCGUACAUUUCUUAGUAGUCUAUACAUGUUCUAUAAUUCUGUCUGGGUGAGAUUGAUGAUCCAAUAGUCUAGUGUUAUGUCCCACAAACAGAAUUCAAAAUUAUGUAUAGUUUACUAUGAAAUAUGAUUA